AUGAGCGGGGCUCUGUUGGGCAGAGAGAGAAAGAGACGGCUAAUGAACUAUUACGAGGCUUCUGCCUCAGUAGCAGGGAGAAUGGUGAUCUUCUCCAGCCAGGCAUAUAAGGAGUUCCCUGCCUUGUUCGAUAUUGAAACUCUCGUAAGUGAAUCAUCGCUCUAGGUUUUUGACAGGGAAAGAUACCCUUUUCACAGUGACAGAAACCAAAGAAAAAUUGUAAAGGUUGAAGUUGGAGGGUGUUUAAUUCAGUAUUUCAUGGAUGUUUCCAAAGUUGCAUUUGAGAGGUGGAUUGUUGUCAUCCAGCGUAGCUGGUCACUUCUCCCCUGCAAGCCUUGUGUUCUCAGACAGAGGCUGCUGGGUAUAGUAGGUUUCUGAAGGAGCUCUGUUUGUUUUCAGUCUGUCUGUUCACUCGAGCUGCUCUCUGCUCACUUUCAGAGUUCCCACCAACACGCCUCUGCAGACAGAAACACGGACAGGCCGUCAAGGUAAGUCAGAUCCCUCCCUCUCUAUUAAACAACCAUUGAUUCUCGAGAGUCUAUAGCAAAUUACGAUGACACAUUUUAAACCAAAUGAACCAGAUUCUUUGCUUUACGUGGAGUUUGUCAGGCAGCACCGUACUCAGUGUACUGUAUAUAUGGAGCGGUGUGCUCUGAGUGGGACAGCUGGAAUAGCCAUGCCCUUGAGUGCUGUCAACUCAGACAUGAAUCUCAGCCCCCCGCCACCUCUUCCACUGUGACCAGCCAAGGCCAAUCUAUACUUGUCAUGACUCCACAGCUCUCUGUGGGUGUACUGUAAUACAUAUUAACUGUAACUGUAUGCAUACAGUCAGCAGACAACUGUUAUCUGAAGAAGAGUUGUUGAUGAGGCUCACAUUCACAGCCUCAUAGUGGAGAAUUAUGUUUCAUCCCAUGGGGAGGAUUGGUUUGUGUGUGGACUACUGGUCAUUUUAAAGACCCAUUAGGGGGCAUGUUGUUGUUGGGCAAAAUAACAGUAAACCGAAGUUGAUGAUGUAUGAAAAAAAUAAUGUAAGCACUUUACUGUUGGUCUAUUUUGAUUCCAAUACCAGUUAGCUUGAAUGAAUGUGUGACAGACUCAGGACCUAACCUAUCUAUCUGUGUCCACAGCUCAACCAGUGACUACAGGAAGAGGAGGAAGUCCGAGCUAGCGGCCCAGCAGCCAAGACCAGCCAUCAUCCUGACCACCAGCCACAGUACAUCCAGCAGCCUGCCAGGGCCCAAUAGUACCACCAGCCAGAACCCAGUCUCCUGGCCUGUAGAACCCCCCCGUAGCAGCAGUUACAGCAGCGGCCUCAACUCCUCAGGACGGCCCUCUGAACCCCCACGUAGCAGCAGUUACAGCAGCGGUCUCCGCAAGCCUGUGGCAAGCUCCUCCCCUGCCUCCCCCUCCAGAGCCAAAGGUAGGUCCCAGCAACACACCACUUCUGAACCACACUGGUUUGGUAGAACUGGGAGAAGACAGAUACUGACACAGACAGUAUCAACAGUCACUUAGACUGUUUUAUUUCUUUCAAUUCAAAAAGCAGUGUAAUGUUCGGCUUGAAUGAGAAGUUUAAAGUGUAGUGCAUGCUUUGUGCGUUAAUCUAUGAGUGCUAUAGAACAAAGUACUUUAUUUCCUCUGUGUACUAUUUCCUCUCUGUGGCUAACAACUGUCUGUCACCCUGCUAUGUAUCGACAUUAGAUUCUUAUCAGCCUUUUUUUAUUGUGUUUCUCUGAGUGUCUCUCUAACCCCCUCUGUCCUCAGCUCUUACUGGCUGGUUUCCACAUGAACCUGUUAAUGUCUUCUCAUGUCUCUCUCUUACCAUGCUGCUCUUGGUGGAUAUACCUUAAGGUGGGGAUAUUAGCAACACAUACUCAGCCCAUUUCAGUUGUCCAGGUUCCAACCACAAUACCUCACAUGACUCAGUGUUUCCUUGUCUUAAUGAUGAGGCUGUUGACUGUGUUGAGCCUCCUGAGGGCUCUGGUGUGUGUCUGAAGAACGGCUGGCAGGCUCAUGACCAAAUCCAGAACGUUGAGGCCUGGAGCUCUGCCGAGGAAAAGCCAGCCUCUCCCAAACUCAAGUCCUGGAGCUGUGACAACCUCCUGACGGAAGAUAGAGGAUGUCCAGGAGGUUCUGUAGGUCCACAGGUUCGCUCAGAGAGUGUAGACUUCCUGUCACGUGAGCAGAAGGAGGGCAAGGAUCACAGCGUCUGUGACAGCCCCCAGAAAGAGCGGACCCAGCACCACUCGGCCCAUGAUGCACCAGGCUUCCUCAAGCUGUACAAGAAGAUGCACCACAUCAACAGGCAGGAUCUGAUAGGCUCCCAGAGCUCCCAGGUCAUCUGCUCUGUGAAAGCCCGGAUCCUGGAGUACGAGAGCGAGCUGCACAAGGACCGGCUGACCGGCUGGAGGGGCUACAGCGAAGAAGUGCCCCAGGACAUGGUGCACGACAGGAUCUCUGAGUUCGAGAGUCUCAUCCAGAAGUCCAAGUCCAUGCCCAACCUAGGGGGUGGGGGUGAGGGUGAGGCUACCCCAGGGGGCCCGUCGGGGAGGGGCAGCAGCCCCCAGCGACGCUUCUCCAUCGAGUCCCUGCCCGACAAAGACCCCCCUGCCAGGAACCCCCCUGAGGGCCAGCCACACUACCCCAGGAUCAACGCCCACACUACUCACAACACCCACAACUGUGUGCCCAUCCACAUCCAGAUCACUGGAGACCACCACCACGUCUACCCCCAGAGACCAGCCUCCCAGCAGGAAGUGUACUCAGACAGUGACCACGACGCUAUCAGGUCCAACCUCAGUGACUUCAUCCAGAUAGAGGGAUCUUCCUUCUGUAGCGAGAGUGACUACGACCGCUGCUCUCGGACGUCUUCUGAGAGCCCUUACGGCUCAGGCCACCAUCACCAUCACCACCACCGUCAUCAUAACCUUAACCAUAACCAGCAGAAGCACCUGGUCAGCAACUGUAAGGGCCGAUGCCCUGCCUCCUACACACGCUUCACCACCAUGCUCAAACACGAGAGGGCCAAGCAGCUAACAGCCGAGGACCCAGAAUCAGCUCAGUCCAAGCUGGCCUUCCUGGUGAGUCCGGUACCAUUCAGGAGGAAGAGGGGCUCCCCUCCGCACAGCCACAGGCAGGCCGGCUCCACCCGCAGCAGGCCCCCUCCCCGCUAUAAGAGCUCCAUGUACGAGGCGCUGGACGAGGCCCUGUGGGACAUCUAUGAACACAUCCGGGCCGAGAGGAGGAGGGGCAGCCUGCCUGACAACAGUAUCCUCCACAGGCUCCUGGACGAGCUGCUGCCAGACAUCCCAGAGAGGAGCUCCUCCCUCAGGGCCCUGUGCAGACACAGCCCCAUCCCUGGGCCCCAGAGUCUGGAGCAGGAGCAGCCUUACUCCUCUCAGCCUGAUGGCAUGCCCAGCCCAGCCUGCUACCAGCCUGAGUAUAGCCGCCUCUCACACAGUGCCUCCUAUCACCUCACAGACCCCAACAACAACAGCCAUGUCUGUGAAGAAGACUGCUACCAAGGUGGAUGGUUCUCAUAAACACACCUCCCACCUCCCAUCUCCCCAGACCCACCUCUUUCUCACCCUACGGGUCGUUGUAGAGUGCUGUAGUUUGAGUUCAUUCCAUUUCCACUGCUGUCCCCUGCACCACUACCAUUCUCCACCCGUCUUGUGAGCAUUGUUCUUGAGUAGUGACCUGUCAGUGGUUCCAUCUUCUGGAAUGUCUGAGAAGCAUGAUUCCCUCCAGCAAGUCAUCCCACCCUAACUCUGUUGUAUUCAUCAAGUCAUCCCCCCUAACUCUAUUGUAUUCAUCAAGUCAUCCCCCCCUAACUCUGUUGUAUUCAUCAAGUCAUCCCCCCUAACUCUGUUGUAUUCAUCAAGUCAUCCCCCCUAACUCUGUUGUAUUCAUCAAGUCAUCCCCCCCUAACUAUGUUGCAUUCAUUCUUGCAGGUUAUUCAUAUUUUCUCAUAUGAUGUUGGUUAUUUUUUCUCCCCAACAUUUGUCUUUUUUUUAAUGUAUUCUGCCAUCAUUAUUUUAUGUCAUCAUUGGAAGUUAGCCUCUUCGCUCCGGGAGAGCUGUACACAUGGUCUGGUCUCUGGUUGACCUAUUUCUGAGAAACAUUUCCCGUCACCUAGAAUCUGGAAUGCCGUACCAGUCGAUACGGGCGAUACAGUGUGUGAAAAUAAACCUUUAUAAGGCAUUCGUGUGCUUGAGUCUUUGUCCACAGCUCAGUCAACAUGAAGCACACCACAGGACUACUCUAUAGAGAUGCAUCCGUGUGUCUCGUCUAAAAACUUCUGCUAAUAGAAAUAGCAGGGGACAUGUGACUGGAGAGCAGCUGAGGUGGGCAGUCUAAAAAGGGUUCUGUGGGAUGUUGGUAUGGGGAGAGACAGAGACUCCUCUCCUAUAAAUGUGCAUCUGUUUUUUCUCAGAGGAGAGAUGGGGUAUAUCAAUCUGUGUGUCUGCUUUAUAGCACGUAGUAGGAUUAUUUUUGUCUGUAUCCUGUCUGUGGUUUUGGCACAGCACAUAGUGUGUCUGUUCCUACUGGUGGGAGAAAUAUCUAAUAGCUGUUGGCCUGAUUAUUGAAACUCCAUUUGCAGGACCAUUGAGCAGAGUAUGCAGGCCCACUUUUACUUGACAAACGAUCCCAAGCAGAGAGAGGUUUUCUGGCAGCAGUCCCCACUAAGACCACAUCAGCACCCAGAGCUGAGCUGCAGUAUAAAUACUUGUGGGUGGCAGGUGGCCUAGCGGUUAAGAGAGUUGGGCCAGUAACUGAAAGGUUGCUGGUUCGAAUCCCUGAACCGAAUAGGUGAGAAAUCUGUCGAUGUGCCCUUGAGCAAGGCACUUAACCCUAAUUGGUCCUUUACACGGAGUGUACAAAACAUUAGGAACACCUUCCUAAUGUUGAGUUGCACCUCCCCCCUUUUGCCCUUAGAACAGCCUCAAAUCGUCGGGGCAUGGACUCUACACGGGGUCGAAAGCGUUCCACAGGGAUGCUGACCCAUGUUGACUCCAAUGCUUCUCACAGUUGUGUCAAGUUAGCUGGAUGUCCUUUGGGUGGUGGACCAUUCUUGAUACACACGGGACUGUUGAGCGUGAAAAACCCAGCAGCGUUGCAGUUCUUGACACAAACCGGUGCGCCUGGCACCUACUACCAUACCCCGUUCAAAGGCACUUAAAUAUUUUGUCUUGCCCAUUCACCCUCUGAAUGGCACACAUACACAACCAUAGCUUUCACCUGGAUUCACCUGGUCAGUCUAUGUCAUGGAAAGAGCAUGUGUUCCUAAUGUUUUGUACACUCCGUGUAAGUCGCUCUGGAUAAGAGCGUAUGCUAAAUGACUAAAAUGUAAAUGUCCAUCCAGGGUGUUUGUUUCUGCUGGAUAUAAAUGUUAUUGUUUAGAUGGAGCUUUGGAGUCAUUGAGAGAGACAGGCUCGCUACGGAAAAUAAUGUACGUCAACAUAACUGGAUACAUUUGUAUGGCACCCUAUACCCUACUCAUGGUCUACUGGCCUUAAAGAGAGCUGGAGGGAAUACAGUAGAGGACAGGGCUCUAUACCUUUCUGAAGUGGAGGGUGGUCGAGUUGACAGUCUGUUACCCAUACCAUACAGUAGGUUAGAUAAGUGUUUAUAUUUUUUCUGUCGUUUUAUUUUGAUUAAUCUCAUUAUUUAGCUAAGAGACCUCUUUUUGAUACUCUCAUACCCUUGCCAUCGACUCCUCCCUUGCAUGUUAAGUGUCUGUAGCGUCUGUUCCUCUCUGUUCCUCACUGUGGCCUUCUCUCCCUCUCUCACAGACCAGGAACCCUCCAGGGGCCACUCCUACGCUGAUGGGGGCCGCCACCCCCCCCAGAGCAGGAUGCCAACCCCUGAAGUCAGAGAGGUAAACAAUUAUAUUUGGCCUCUGAUUAUAUUCAACACUGAUAGAGGGAUGCAAUGAUUUAUUGUUUCUUUCCAUGCCCUCAACGGAAACAGCCAGCCAGAGCCAUAUAUGACUUCAAGGCACAGACAGUGAAGUAAGUACAGAUCAAACACAACAUUUGCUAGUAUUUCAGAUGAAUACAACAAUGGCAUAUCCCUCAGCCAUGACACUAAUGGUCCAUGUGUUGUGCAGGGAGCUGUCGUUCAGGAAGGGGGAGACGGUGUACAUCGUCAGGCAGAUCGACAACAACUGGUAUGAAGGAGAGCACCGUGGACUGGUGGGGAUCUUCCCCAUCUCCUAUGUGGAGGUUAGUGUCUGCUCUCUACUCUCCUCUCCUCUUGUCCUCGCUCAUCUCUCCUCUCUUCCUCUCUCCUCUCCUCUCUUCCUCUCUCCUCUCCUCCUGUUCUCUCUCUUCUUCUGGCUGUCUCAAUGUGGGUUUUCAAUGCACACUAUUGAAUAACUUUGAGUUCAUAUUUGUCCCAUAUCCUGAACCCACAGCCUAUCUCUCUCUCUCUCUCUCUCUUUAUUCUUUAGAAAAUCCCUGUCUGUAAGAAGCAGCAGCCAGCCAGACCUCCCCCGCCAGCCCAGGUCAGAGAGAUUGGUGAAGCAGUGGCUCGCUACAACUUCAACGCUGACACCAACGUGGAGCUCUCACUGAGAAAGGCAAGUCUCUCCGCUGUCACUGCAUAACUUUGACUCUCAAAUAGUCUGACUGUAUAUAAUUCUCAUCCCCUCAGUGUCUACAAUUAAACAGACUUAUAUCUGUGUGUGUCUGUCUGACAGGGUGAGAGGGUGAUUCUGCUGAGCCAGGUGGACCAGAACUGGUAUGAGGGGAAAAUCCCAGAGAGCAACAAGCAGGGCAUCUUCCCCGUGUCCUACGUAGACGUAGUGGUCAAGAAGUCCCCCGCCGCCAACAACCCCGCCCACCACUACCUAGAACCCUCCUCUUUACCCCAGAGCCUAUCCGCUGACAGGAUUCACCCUGUGGGCUCGGCCAAGGUACAAUGAUCCCAAAUGGCACCCUAUUCUGUAUAUAGUGCACUACUUUUGACCAGAGCCCUAUAGGCCUUGGUCCAUAGUAGUGCACCGUAAAGGGAAUGAGGUGCCAUUUAGAAGGCAUACAAUAUAUCCACUUGGCAUUUACAAUCUACCGUCAGACUACCGGUCUUAUAUAGCUCGUGAAUGUACUGCAUGUGACUUUUAGUAAGUGAUCGGUUUUGAAGAGAGGCAUAGUAGAGUACUUUGUCUCAGUUAGAACAUUCUAGAACUAAGGGUGGUCUUCUCAGCUGUCUUGUUAUGCAUAUAUUAGCAUUGGGGAGCUGUUGUCCUAGCGUGACAAUAGGAUACGCUUCUUACACCAGCCACCAAUCCAUCAGGCUUCUUACACCAGCCACCAAUCCAUCAGGCUUCUUACACCUGCCACCAAUCGUUAUGGUUUAGUCUAACUCAAUCCUCGACAAACCCACACUGUACACACACUGAGUUUCUCUACGUUUAAAAGGGCCAUAGGUUGAGAGGGGAGAUUUGUGAUGGCGACACCAUGACAUUCAUUGUGGAAGCCUUGGUUUCCAUUAACCUGCUUAAUAGAGACCUCUGUGGGUGGGAGAGCUACCAGCUGCUGCUUCUCCAAUAAGACGUGACAGGCCCAGUUCACAUUUCACACUUCAUCCACAGACUUGGCAGCAACAGGGCAGGCUGCACUAGUUUAGUCACACUGUCAUUGCUAUCUGGGAUCCUUGGGAUGUCCCAACCCCAUUGAAGUUGACAUUUAAAAUGGUUACGGUAAGGGUUAAGUUUAGGGUUACGUAAGGGUUAUGGUUAAGGUAAGGAUUAGGAUAAGGGUAGGGUUUAAGGUUAGGGUUUAGGGUAAGGACCAGGGUGGGAAAUUAACACCAACCACCAGCCACCAGCCAAAUGCUGGUAGAUUUUGGCAUUGGCUGGUAGAAUGUCUAUGUUUACCAGCCACAUUGGCGAGUGGUCACAGAGCAUUUGGGAGCAUCUUUCUCCAAUCCAAAAUUCCACAUGUAUAAAAGUGUGUGUGUGUGGGAGCUCUGAAAGAGAGAAUCUCAAUGCUACAGUGGUGAAAACGGAGUGGCGUACAGUGUUUUCUGGGAUUUAUCUUAGUUAUUUAUUUUUGGUCAAAUUUGGGCAUCAGAUAGCACUAACCCCCAGGUAAGCCUCUGUAUCUUUAGCACCUGUCUCUUUAUGUGUCAGUGACCUCAAAUAACCUGACUGGAGUAGAGUCAACAUUGGUAAAUAGAUUUCAGAAACAACAACAGUCUCUGUCCUAUACAUUCUGACCUGGCCAUUCCCCUCACGUUCUGUUCUGCCAUAUGUUUCUGUACUCUCUCUCUUUUUCUCCCAAGCCUUCAUCCACGCGCUCUCGCUUCAGUCCCUCCUCGCCUUCCCUCUCCUUCAGGACACCCCGCUCCUCCCUGUCCUCAUCCCCCUCCCCCAGUACCCAGAGGGCCCACCUGCAGGCUAUCACCAAUGAUUGGAUAAACCUGACCCUGGGCCUAUCCCCUUCCUGCACCCCAGCCCCCACUCCUCCCCCGUACCCUAACAGCAGCCUGCUGGCCGACCUGGAGGCCCUCAGCACCCUGGUGUCCCCCUCCCCCUAUCCAGCCCCCGGCCAUCGCCUGGUAUCCCCCUCCCCAGCCCCCACCUUUGGAUCCGUCCCCUCGACACCACGCAACCUCACCCCUUCCCUCAGAGAGGGCCACUUUAUCCCCAUCACCUCCCCCAAGGCUCCCAUCUACCCCUGCUCCCCAGAACCCAGCCCCUCCCCGCUACCCUCCCUCCCCACCACCUCUGGCGGCACCUCUUUCACCUCAUCACCCACCUCUCCCAUGUUUUGGAGCCCCAAGUAUGGCAGCGUGGUCGACUUGUCUCAGAUUCAGAACAACACCAGCAUCAAGCCAAUAAUAGACUCACAACAGGAGAAACCGUUCGACCCCCUCUCAGACCCAGCGGCCCUGUCGCCCACCUCCCCAAAGGCCUGCAGUCCCAUCAAUCUGGUGGUGUACGAGCCCAGCGACUGCCCCUCUCACACCGACCCCCCAUCUCAACGCGAGAACAUAGUAGAGCUAAAUCAGUUUAUCUCUACGGAGCACAAUCUCUCCACUAAAGAGAUUAAUCAGUUCAUGGAUAACAACCUCUCCACUAAAGAGAUUAAUCAGUUCAUGGAGGACUCCAUUAAAGACCAGGUAGUGGACCAGGAACAGGAAGAUGACCUUUGUGAGGAGCUGGUGUCCAUCAUUCAGGGGGGUGACCAAUCCAAAGGGGACUUUUCUUCCCAGGGGGAGGGGUUUUACAGACAAGCAUCAGACGUGACGGAGGAGCUUCCCAAGCUCUUCAUAGAGGAGGAGCCUGCUGAGAGCAGGCAGAUGGCCCCACCUUAUAAUACCUUUACCCCUGUGUGUAGAGAAGGGGCAGAACAGGACAAGGUAGAGCCCUCCCUGGUGUGACCUGUGUGUCCUAACCUGACAAUGCUGUGCAAACGUUUUUGCUUCCACUAACCCAACAUUAACUUAUUUUAAAUUUGAGGCAACUUUUUUCCAACUGAUUUUUUUCUGAAAGAAAGAAUGGAUUCUUGUUAUGUCUGGUUAGCCAGAUUGUUAUGUCUGGUUAGCCAGAUUGUUAUGUCUGGUUAGCCAGAUUGUUAUGUCUGGUUAGCCAGAUUGUUAUGUCUGGUUUGUUUGCCACUCUCAAAAUAGAACUUAGAUGGGUGUGUGUGUGUAGCCCGUAACACACUUUUCCUUUUGGUCUCUCUGUCACCAGGCCGAUGUUUCUCAGGGUGCCUCUGUACGCCUCACCUCCCCUCCCUCCCAGCAGUUCACCAUCUCCACCCUCCCCACCUCGACCACCUCACCCAAAACCUUGUCUCCCCUCGACUCUCCCUGCACCACCCCUCCACUUCCGGGGGUGCUACACUCUCCCUCUCCCUAUAACAAACAGUACCCCCGCCUGGAGCCUAGGUCCCCCAAGGUCAAGGUAAAGACAAGGUGCCUGUUUGACAUCAUGUCAUGACAACUAACUCCUCCCCUUCCCCAAAUUCUCCUCUCUAACAAUAACAUACUGUAACAUCCUCGCUAAGUUACUGACUACGCCUAUAACCCUUACUUCACUCUAUUCUCUGUGGUACUGAUACUGUCUUUAGUUUUUAGUUCUCUUUACUUUACACUGUCAUCUUUGGUCAGUACUGCUAUUGGUUGGUUCAUAAAUACAGGACUAUGUUACAAUACUACUGUAACAUGCUUAGUCUAGAUAAAUGAAUCACUGUAUGUUAGGUAACAGAUCUUUAAACAGUUGCAGUUCUAUAAAAUGGUUGAAAAGUAAGUAACAUGGCUGCCAGAGAGUCCUUGUAUACUAAUUUUUGUUUUCACUCCAAGGCCGUAUCCACAAAGCAUCUCAGAGUAGAAGUGCUGAUCUAGGAUUUGUCCAGAUAAUCUGAUUUAUUAUUAACUUAAAGGCAAAACUGAUCCUAGAUCAGCACUCCUACUCUGAGACCCUUUGUGGAUACGGGCCCAGGUCUCAUACCAGUCUCCUCCUAGCAUAGAUAUUACUCUUACUGUCAUUAAAGGUAGACUCAGCGAUAUGAAGUAGAUCCGUAAUGUAAACGGCAUAGUGGGUCAACUCUAACAGCGUGAAGCGAACACGUGCACAUGCGCAGAUACUGUGUUUGACUUGUGAGAGCGAAGUCUUGCAUCUCGCUCAUUUCAAUAUCUGCAGUGCUGCUCGUGAGUCUACCUUUAAAUUAGCUUUAGAAGCUUUCCUUUCUCACCCCUUGCAGACGGACUAAAUACAGUUGAAGUCGGAAGUUUACAUACACUUAGGUUGGAGUCAUUAGAAAUUCGUUUUCCAACCACGCCACAAAUGUCUUGUUAACAAACUAUAGUUUUGGCAAGUCGGUUAGGACAUCUACUUUGUGCAUGACACAAGUUAUUUUUCCAACAAUUGUUUACAGACAGAUUAUUUCACUUAUAAUUCACUGUAUCACAAUUCCAGUGGGUCAGAAGUGUACAGACACUAAGUUGACUGUGCCUUUAAACAGCUUGGAAAAUUCCAGAAAAUGAUGUAAUGGCUUUAGAAGCUUCUGAUAGGCUAAUUGACAUCAUUUGAGUCAAUUGGAGGUGUACCUAUUAUUAUAAUAAUAAUAAUAAUAAUAAUAAUAUGCCAUUUAGCAGACGCUUUUAUCCAAAGCGACUUACAGUCAUAUGUGCAUACAUUUUUACGUAUGGGUGGUCCCGGGGAUCAAUCCCACUACCCUGGCGUUACAAGCGCCAUGCUCUACCAAUUGAGCUACAGAGGACCACAUACCUGUCGAUGUAUUUCAAGGCCUACCUUCAAACUCAGUGCCUCUUUGCUUGACAUCAUGGGAAAAUCAAAAGAAAUCAGCCAAGACCUCAGAAAAAAAUGUGUACACCUCCACAAGUCUGGUUCAUUCUUGGGAGCAAUUUCCAAACGCCUGAAGGUACCACGUUCAUCUGUAUUAACAAUAGUACGCAAGUAUAAACACCAUGGGACCACGCAGCCGUCAUACCGCUCAGGAAGGAGACGCGUUCUGUCUCCUAGAGAUGAACGUACUUUGCUGCGAAAAGUGCAAAUCAAUCCCAGAACAACAGCAAAGGACCUUGUGAAGAUGCUGGAGGAAACAGGUACAAAAUUAUCUAUAUCCACAGUAAAACGAGUCCUAUAUCGACAUAACCUGAAAGGCCGCUCAGCAAGGAAGAAGCCACUGCUCUAAAACCGCCAUAAAAAAGCCAGACUACGGUUUGCAACUGCACAUGGGGACAAAGAUCAUACUUUUUGGAGAAAUGUCCUCUGGUCUGAUUAAACAAACAUAGAAUUGUUUGGCCAUAAUGACCAUUGUUAUGUUUGGAGUAAAAAGGGGGAGCUUGCAAGCCGAAGAUAACCAUCCCAACCGUGAAGCACGGGGGUGGCAGCAUCAUGCUGUGGGGGUGCUUUGCUGCAGGAGGGACUGGUGCACUUCACAAAAUAGAUGGCAUCAUGAGGAAGGAAAAUUAUGUGGAUAUAUUGAAGCAACGUCUCAAGACAUCAGUCAGGAAGUUAAAGCUUGGUCGCAAAUGGGUCUUCCAAAUGGACAAUGACCCCAAGCAUACUUCCAAAGUUGUGGCAAAAUGGCUUAAGGACAACAAAGUCAAGGUAUUGGAGUGGCCAUCACAAAGCCCUGACCUCAUUCCUAUAGAAAAUUUGUGGGCAGAACUGAAAAAGCGUGUGCGUGCAAGGAGGCCUACAAACCUGACUCAGUUACACCAGCUCUGUCAGGAGGAAUGGGCCAAAAUUUACCCAACUUAUUGUGGGAAGCUUGUGGAAGGCUACCCGAAACGUUUGACCCAAGUUAAAAAAUGUAAAGGCAAUGCUACCAAAUACCAAUUGAGUGUAUGUAAACUUCUGACCCACUGGGAAUGUGAUGAAAGAAAUAAAAGCUGAAAUAAAUCAUUCUCUUUACUAUUAUUCUGACAUUUCACAUUCUUAAAAUAAAGUGGUGAUCCUAACUUACCUAAAACAGGGAAUUUUUACUAGAAUUAAAUGUCAGGAAUUGUGAAAAACUGAGUUUAAAUGUAUUUGGCUAAGGUGUAUGUAAACUUCCGACUUCAACUGUAUACUGCUGCUUCAUACAGAGCUGGGAGACAGAGAACACCAAAGAUGGUUACAUUUCAAACUUAUCAGUUACACAGUAAGAUAUAUAUGAUCUGGUUUAAUGCACAAUAUAAUUUUAUAGAAAUAGUGUUUAACUUUGAUGACAAGUUUGGUUCCCCAGUUGUUGCCUGUUAAUCCCCUGGUAUGUCCUUUUGUGUGAGUGUGUGAGUGUGUGUGUGUGUGUGUGUGUGAUCAGAGUGGUAAGAGUGUAUGUUUGAGUAGUCUUCUCUGAUUGUAACUCCUGGUUGUGGUCCUUUCAGCCUGUAAAGCGUGAGGUUGUUGUUGUGGGUAAGCCCCCUCGUAGCCCUGUGAUGUCUCGGAGGUCCUGCGGCUCGCCCAGUAGAGCCCAGAGCUAUUCCCCGUCUCAUAGGGUAGGGCUGCUACCCACUAUGCACCUUGUGUGACAUCAUCGUACGUUUGAGUUACUAGGAAACAGAGUCCUCUUUAAAGUUCAUUUAUCCCGUCGUUACUGUUCAUAUUUCAUCAACAUAUCUACCACAUAUAUACAACACUCUCACACAUAUGGUCUGUAAAAAUACAACCUCCUAGAUAUGAAGAGAUUAAUACAGUGCCUUGCAAAAGUAUUCAUCCCCCUUGGCGUUUUUCCUAUUUUGUUGCAUUACAACCUGUAAUUUAAAUGGAUCUUUAUUUGUAUUUCAUGUAAUGGACAUACACAAAAUAGUCCAAAUUGGUGAUGUGAAAUGAAAAAAAUUACUUGUUUCAAAACAUUCAAAAAAAUUAAUAACGGAAAAGUGGUGCGUGCAUAUGUAUUCACCCCCUUUGCUAUGAAGCCCCUAAAUAAGAUCUGGUGCAACCAAUUACCUUCAGAAGUCACAUAAUUAGUUAAAUAAAGUCCCCCUGUGUGCAAUCUAAGUGUCACAUGAUCUGUCAUAUGAUCUCAGUAUAUAUACACCUGUUCUGAAAGGCCCCAUAGUCUGCAACACCACUAAGCAAGGGGCACCACCAAGCAAGCGGCACCAUGAAGACCAAAGAGCUCUCCAAAGUUGUGGAGAAGUACAGAUCAGGGUUGGGUUAUAAAAAAAUAUCAGAAACUUUGAACAUCCCACGGAGCACCAUUAAAUCCAUUAUUAAAAAAUGGAAAGAAUAUGGCACCACAACAAACCUGCCAAGAGAGGGCCGCCCACCAAAACUCACGGACCAGGCAAGGAGGGCACUAAUCAGAGAGGCAACAGAGAGACCAAAGAUAACCCUGAAGGAGCUGCAAAGCUCCACAGCGGAGAUUGUAGUAUCUGUCCAUAGGACCACUUUAAGCCGUACACUCCACAGAGCUGGGCUUUACGAAAGAGUGGCCAGAAAAAAGCCAUUGCUUAAAGAAAAAAUAAGCAAACACGUUUGGUGUUCGCCAAAAGGCAUGUGGGAGACUCCCCAAACAUAUGGAAUAAGGUACUCUGGUCAGAUGAGACAAAAAUUGAGCUUUUUGGCCAUCAAGGAAAACACUAUGUCUGGCGCAAACCCAACACCUCUCAUCACCCUGAGAACACCAUUUCCACAGUGAAGCAUGGUGGUGGCAGCAUCAUGCUGUGGGGAUGUUUUUCAUCGGCAGGGACUGGGAAACUGGUCAGAAUUUAACGAAUGAUGGAUGGCGCUAAAUACAGGGAAAUUCUUGAGGGAAACCUGUUUCAGUCUUCCAGAGAUUUGAGACUGGGACGGAGGUUCACCUUCCGGCAGGACAAUGACCCUAAGCAUACUGCUAAAGCAACACUUGAGUGGUUUAAGGGGAAACAUUUAAAUGUAUUGGAAUGGCCUAGUCAAAGCCCAGACCUCAAUCCAAUUGAGAAUCUGUGGUAUGACUUAAAGAUUGCUGUACACCAGCGGAACCCAUCCAACUUGAAGGAGCUGGAGCAGUUUUGCCUUGAAGAAUGGGCAAAGAUCCCAGUAGCUAGAUGUGCCAAGCUUAUAGAGACAUACCCCAAGAGACUUGCAGCUGUAAUUGCUGCAAAAGGUGGCUCUACAAAGUAUUGACUUUGGGGGGGUGAAUAAUUAUGCACACUCAAGUUUUCAGUUUUUUUGUCUUACAAGAAAAAAGGUUUUGCAUCUUCAAAGUGGUAGGCAUGUUGUGUAAAUCAAAUUAUACAAACCCCCAAAAAAUCCAUUUUAAUUCCAGGUUGUAAGGCAACAAAAUAGGAAAAAUGCCAAGGGGGGUGAAUACUUUGGCAAGCCACUGUAUCUAGGAGACAACAGAUAUGUUAAGAAUGGCCCGCUGUAAGCAGACGCAUGCCAACCAUGUCAACAAACACCAGAGGGAUACCUUCAACUUUUAUGCCUGACCGUCUGUCCAGUGUGCACUGCAGCUUGGCAUUGUGUGGGAACAGGAAUCCCCAGUUGUGUCUGAUGAUCCGACAAUGUGUCCCUGUUUCCCUGUGGCAAAGGAUGUGUACCAAAUAGCACCCUAUUCCCUAUAGAGUGCACUACUUAUAGGGAAUAGGGUGCCAUUUGGGAUGCUGGCAUAGUGUCUAGUUUUUGCAGUGUGCUGCCUUGACAGCAUCGUCUGUGGUUUAACUGCAUGCCCCUCUGACCCUGAUGGUUCUGACCCUGACGACUGACAGUUUAAUUCAGGAGAAUGGAAUGGACUCCCCCCUUUGACCCAUAAUUGUCUGCCCAACCUGUUAGUGUGGAAUGAAAACAGGCAAUGCUUGUGGACUUGCUGCUUGCUAGGAUGGCUUGUGUUAGCUUGAGUGCCAGUCUCUUUGUGCUAUCAUGUCAACUCAUUGUCACUCAUUGUCUUGCCAAUGUAGUUGGCAAGAGUACAAACUGAAAUGAGACCAGUCUAGGCUUGUGUGCUGUGGAAUAGGUGGACGUUAGGAAUUAAUGUUAGGAUCUGAAAUACUUCGUUGGUCUCCGUCUUCUAUUCUGUCUCUGAGGGAUGUACCUCCCAGGAAGGCCUUAGUCCCCAAAUCCCCUUCAACCAAGCAGAAUACAGUCACCUCUUUGUCAAAAUUGUGGUUGUAGCACAUUAAUUAAAGCAAAGCUGGUGUUGUGUUGGCUCAGGCACGUUGUUGCUACAGUGAUGGACGCUGAUGGUGGUAAACAUAAGGCAGAGGAAGACAGAUAGAAACAUGACAUGCCUACUGUAUAACACUGCAUCUCUCUUCUCUCUUCUCAGCGGCCAGCGUUUACCCAAGAUGCACUGAAUUGUGGUGGAGAGCCGUAA
Coregonus sp. 'balchen' is the source of this 15755-nucleotide messenger RNA. Lineage: Eukaryota; Metazoa; Chordata; Actinopteri; Salmoniformes; Salmonidae. The record is from the annotation of a GenBank genome assembly.